ACGACGCUGAGACCUCAACUACAAUACUGUACCUUGCGUUUCCGCCAUCAAAGCCUGCUGCCAUCCCAUCCCAUUUGCACUUGAAACCGUUUCCCACUUCUGUGAAUUUCAUACCAACGCCGCCCGGCCUGGCAAGAAGAAGACUCUUGUUACACCUCUAUCUCGCUCAAUUCAAUUCUCUGAAUUCCGUGUCAGAUCGGAAGGAGGGGCACGGUCAAUUCCAUCUGCUCGUCUGCAUUUUCUUCCUUCAACUGGGAUUGAUUCCUGCAGCUGAGGAGUAUGAAUGUUAAAGGCGUUGGAGGCGUGGUGGAGUGCAGUGUUUGCCACUCCAAAUUGGGGGUGUCGCCCAAUACGAGGGCGGUGUCCAAGGCGUAUGAUCGGCACCGGAGCGUUGUCUCCUUGAAAACCCGCGCCUUUAACAUUUUGUUGGUCGUCGGUGAUUGCAUCUUGGUGGGCUUGCAGCCUAUACUGGUAUAUAUGUCAAAAGUGGAUGGAAAAUUUAUGUUUAGUCCGGUUAGUGUUAAUUUUUUGACUGAGAUCACAAAAGUUGUCUUUGCUGUGGUGAUGCUCUGUCUCCAGGCUCGGCAACAGAAAGCUGGUGAAAAGCCUCUUUUAUCAGUUUCAACAUUCUUCCAGGCAGCUCGCAACAAUGCUCUUCUAGCAGUUCCAGCUCUACUUUACGCUAUUAAUAACUAUCUGAAAUUCAUUAUGCAGCUAUAUUUUGACCCUGCAACCGUUAAAAUGCUGAGUAAUCUGAAGGUUUUGGUUAUAGCAGUUUUGUUAAAGAUAGUCAUGAGACGACGCUUUUCCAUAAUUCAGUGGGAAGCCCUUGCACUUUUGCUUAUUGGGAUUAGUGUGAAUCAGCUUCGGUCUCUGCCAGCCGGCACUACAGCUUUAGGUCUUCCGGUGGCAACAGGAGCAUACCUUUAUACACUGAUUUUUGUUACUGUUCCAUCGUUGGCUUCAGUUUACAAUGAGUAUGCUUUGAAGAGCCAGUUUGACACGAGCAUAUAUCUUCAGAAUUUAUUUUUGUAUGGCUAUGGUGCAUUCUUCAAUUUCCUUGGUAUACUUGGAACUGCCCUUUUCAAAGGGCCUGAUAGCUUGGAUAUCUUACAAGGACACUCGAGGGCCACUAUGCUUUUAAUCUGCAAUAACGCUGCACAAGGGAUCUUGUCCUCUUUCUUCUUCAAAUAUGCAGAUACAAUCCUGAAGAAGUAUUCAUCAACUGUUGCCACAAUUUUUACUGGAAUAGCAUCUGCCUUAUUAUUUGGCCAUACCUUGACUAUGAAUUUUAUCUUAGGAAUCUCUAUUGUGUUUAUCUCAAUGCACCAGUUCUUUUCAUCAUUAUCAAAGGCCAAGGAUGAGAACAAAAAUGGUGAUCUGCAAAUCAUAGAUGCACAGAAAGACUUCAGGUCAAAGGAUUCAUCCUUUUUAAACAUGACUGCUGGAGCACAUGAAGAUACUAGCCAUCUCGUUGGACCUGAUGAGAGAGCACCGCUUCUUCCACGCUGAAGUUAUUAUUGGGUUAUAUCAUCAGUGAAAUUCUUUGGCUGGUCAGUUACAGGCAAUUCACUGACCUGAAAAAAAAAAAAAUACAGGCAAUUCUAACCAUUUUCAUGAUGUUUUGUAAACAAUACGUAAUGAACAAACGAUUCUUUUAUUCCCUCCAGAAAGGAUGCUGUAUCUUUCUGUGAGAGUGCAGAGAUGAGGAUUUUGAAGCGUUUAGGUGCUGGAGAUAUAGAAAUCCAGUGAAUUAUAACAUGGAGUUGUAGAAUACUGUAUUAUUUCCAUUUACAUGAAACUAGCUUAUACAUUUGCUGUAAACUCAACAACAGUAUUUACCAUCUAAAUAUGAUAUUGCAAUUUCCUUCUUGUGCUUAA
Molecule: messenger RNA, 1881 nt
Organism: Ipomoea triloba (trilobed morning glory)
Lineage: Eukaryota; Viridiplantae; Streptophyta; Magnoliopsida; Solanales; Convolvulaceae
Product: CMP-sialic acid transporter 4-like
Exons: 15
Coding region: 280-1512 (410 amino acids)
Biological process (GO): pyrimidine nucleotide-sugar transmembrane transport
Cellular component (GO): Golgi membrane
Molecular function (GO): pyrimidine nucleotide-sugar transmembrane transporter activity
Source: RefSeq, a predicted model, not a curated record